AUGGAUGCCCAGAUCUCCAGCUGGGUAAGCACGUGCCAACCAUGCCAAGCUACCAGGCCAGCUCUACCAUCAUCCACUCCUACCAGGUGGGAAGAUGCUGGGGCCCCUUGGUCCCGGCUGCACAUUGAUCUGGCAGGCCCUGUGCACGGGCGAACUUUCCUAGUCAUUGUGGACUCAUUCUCAAAGUGGAUAGACUUAGCCCUGCUGCCCUCCACAACCACUCUGGCUAUCACAAAGGCUCUAACUAGAUUAUUUGUCACCCAUGGCCUCCCAGACACCCUUGUAUCCGACAAUGGCCCCCAGUUCACCUCGUGUGAAUUUGAGAUCUUUGCAGCCAACCUGGGCAUCAGGCACGCCCUCACAGCCCCUUUUCACCCUGCUAGCAACGGGAUGGCUGAAAGGGCAGUCAGGUCAGUAAAGGAGGCCCUGGAGAGGUUUGGCCCAAUUGACUGGCACUCCAAACUUUCCAGGUACCUACUGACCCAGCACUCAACCCCCUGUACCACCACCAAUAAGUCCCCUGCAGAGCUCCUAAUGGGCAGACGCCUUAGAACCACCCUGGAUAGGCUGCACCCCCAUUACACCCCAGUUUCCCCUUUGGCAUCUGACAGCCAGACCAGGGAGUUCACCCAGCAUGACCUUGUCUAUGCAAGGAAUUACUCUGGCCAUCCAUUAUGGGUGCCAGGGCAAGUCGUGGCUAUAACAGGACCUAAGUCCUACAGGGUGCUCCUGGACGACGGUCGUAUCUGGCGCUGGCACAUCGACCAGCUGAGGAGGCAUUGGAGAGUGGCUGACGGCGAUCCACGCUGCCCGCCAAGCGAACCGGUCUACCUGCUGAGUGCCGAGACCUUCCCGCUGAGCGAACCGGUCUACCCGCCGAGAGACGAGACCAUCCCGCCGAGCGAACCGGUCUACCCGCCGUGGCGAGCUGAGUGA
Molecule: messenger RNA, 936 nt
Organism: Notechis scutatus (mainland tiger snake)
Lineage: Eukaryota; Metazoa; Chordata; Lepidosauria; Squamata; Elapidae
Source: RefSeq, a predicted model, not a curated record